This is a messenger RNA of Eurytemora carolleeae, 2116 nucleotides long. Its product is annotated as proton-coupled folate transporter. Bases 28 to 1764 code for a protein of 578 amino acids. Gene Ontology annotation, biological process: transmembrane transport. Gene Ontology annotation, molecular function: transmembrane transporter activity. NCBI's taxonomy places the organism in Eukaryota, Metazoa, Arthropoda, Copepoda, Calanoida, Temoridae. The record is from RefSeq and is a predicted model, not a curated record. The transcript is spliced from 6 exons. Gene Ontology annotation, cellular component: membrane.
AUAUUCACAUAUUCAUAACAGAAAAAAAUGAUUCGCUCUGAGGGGUUGGAACCCAAUAGUGAAAAGUUUCAUGAAAUAACUUACAACGUUGAACCAUACAUUAAUAGAAUUAAAAGAUCAUGCAAAAAAGUUAUUUCAAAUCUUACAUUGGAGCCAGUCUUGUUCUUCAUGUCCUUCGUGGGUUCCAUGGACUCAGCCUCAGUUUCCCAACUACUCAUUGAUAAAUCAUGUAAUAUCGACUUUGACUUCCCCGAGGGGGUCUGCGAUGAUCUUCUAAGCGAUAACAAUACAGCUUCUAAUGAUUUGGUAUCUGACGAAGUGGCGCAGUUUAAGGUUUAUGAGAGCAUUGUUGAUCAUCUUUUCCCAAUCAUUGUCUCCUUUUUCCUGGGAAGCUGGAGCGAUACUUUUGGAAGAAAAGUCAUCCUCUACGUCUUCUUUACAUUCAGGUUGGUAGAGGGAAGCUUUCUUCUUCUCAAUGCCUACUUCAUGGAAUGGCCAAAAGAGUAUCUUUUGUUUUCAGUAAACCUUCCAGUUGCAUUGUCCGGAGGUUACCUUGCUUACUCUAUGGGAAUAAAUGCCUUCAUUGCUGACAUAUCAAAGCCUGAACAACGUAGCUUCAGAAUGGCAAUGAUUCAUUUUGUUUCCUCCCUAGGCAGGCCAUUUGGGACUCAAAUUGGAGCUGUGCUUUUUGAGCAAGGAGGAUAUGUCUGCGUUAUCGGAGCAACGUUGCUGGGAAGACUUGUAAGUUUUGGGCUUCUGAUCCUAAGUCUGGAGAUGUUUAAGUGGAGUCCUAAGAAAAAAGAAGAGGAAUCUGAUGAGCCAAUCAGGAAAAAACGUCAUCAUGCUCUUAGCCCAUCUCACAUCAUCGAUUCUCUUAAAACGGCUGUUAAACCAAGGUCUGAUGGAAAGAGAUUUUACCUGUGGGUUUAUCUUCUUGUUAUGAUUUCAAUGGUACUUCCAUGGUUUGGUGAAUCAGUAAUUGGGUAUCUGUAUGUACGAAAGCGUUAUAAUUGGGGAGUACAGGAAUACAGCGACUUCAGAACAGUUUCUGAGGUUUUAGACAUUGUUGGACAAGCCAUAUUCAUACCUGUCCUUGGAGUUUUACAGAUCAAAGAUUCGCUAAUUAUUCCCAUCUUACUUUCAACAGUCAUAGCCCGAGAUUUUGUUAAAGGCUUUGCUGAGACAUCAUGGCUUUACUAUUUUGGAUCUGCUAUAAAUGUUAUGGGAGGAUACUCUUUUGCCGCUUGUAGAUCUAUUAUAUCAAAGUGUGUUGAAAGCCAUGAACUUGGGAAAGUGUUUGCUCUACUAGCUGCCCUAGAAUCCUUAGUACCUAUUGGUAUGUCUCAAGCUUAUGCAUCAAUAUGGGCUCUUACUUCUGUUCUUGAUUCCCUUUGGGUUGGAUCAGUGUUUUUCCUAUCUGGUGCUAUUACAAGCAUAUCUUUGAUUCUCUCCCUUAUCUCCCUGUUAUCCUUGAAGGGAAGAGCAAUCUCUGAUCUCGGAAAGGCAUCUACCAGCUCUGAUCUUGAUGCAAGACCAAUUAAAAGGCCACAUUACAGCAUGAUAAUCAGAGGGCAACCACUGGAGAGACGUGUAGCUACUGGAAACUGGACUCUACCACCACAAAUAAGACCUCAUUGGGACACCUUCGACUGUGCUGAUUGUGUAGAGAGUACUGAUAGCUCUGAGACCAAUUCAUCUGAAGAAUAUUCAAAUUCACAAAACCUUGAGUCAGUGAAAACCAUUUCUGGAGAGAUUUCAAAAUAAGUUUUACAAAUGUUUUCAUCUGUUCAUUCUUUUAAACUCAUGAGAUAAAAAAAGCAAAAUUUAACCAAAUAUUUUCAAUCAUAUUUCUAUGUAAUCUUAGUAUUUCAAUUCUCAGACAGAUAAACGUAUUUUAUUUAAAUUGUGACAUGAAUCAUUGAAAUAUUUGAAUGCCUCCAGCUCCUGCUUUUGUUUAAUUUGUACUAUUUCACAAUUUUAAAUAGGGUCACACUAUCUUGGUUCAACGAUACAAGAUUAUCUUGAAAUUCAAGACAGUUUAUGUGGUCAAAUAAUUUUAUGUAAAUAUCACUUAUUAUUAAAUGACUUUUGAAAUAAAUUAUUUUUAUAAUUAAAA